Molecule: messenger RNA, 2878 nt
Organism: Ornithodoros turicata
Lineage: Eukaryota; Metazoa; Arthropoda; Arachnida; Ixodida; Argasidae
Product: Bardet-Biedl syndrome 2 protein homolog
Exons: 17
Coding region: 314-2509 (731 amino acids)
Biological process (GO): non-motile cilium assembly
Cellular component (GO): neuron projection; BBSome; ciliary basal body
Molecular function (GO): protein binding
Source: RefSeq, a predicted model, not a curated record
CUCGUGGAAAGUUAACCCUUUGGGAAAUCUGGUGCGAGAUCUGGCUAUCCUUAGUGUGCUGGAGUAGCUGGUCUUAAUUUAGAGUUGUUUAGUUUAAAAUUAAUUUAGAGUAAUUUAGAAUUGGGCAAAUGCCUCUAUAUUUUGCUUUUUUAAACCUGACUUGCACCGAAGCUGCGGAAAAAGUGCGAGCGCGUCUGGCAACAGUCCCCUCGUUGCUAAGGGCAACGGAAUGUGUAUCGCGUGAAGCAGACGGUGAGCGCCGCGUCCAUACCUCGAAACCACCGGUACAAUCGAUGGGAACAUAAUACGAAACAUGUCCGUAAAGUUGAGGGAUAAUUUAACGCCGCUUUUUACCUUUCACCUCAAUCAAAACAUAUUGCAAAAAAGAGUGACAGUAGGAAAAUAUGACGGUGUCCAUCCGUGUCUCACAGCUGUCACGGCAUCUGAUAAGGUCUUGGUGCACAAUGCUCAGAGUAGAGGCCCUCGCACGGGUGACAGAUGGCAAGGAACUCCCACUGGAGCGUUGUCGGACGUCUCUGUGUUAAAUGUGAAUCAAGCCGUGACUUCGUUGGCUGCCGGGCCCUUGAAACCUGGUGCCAAGGAAGACGCCCUCGUCAUUGGGACACCGACUGCCGUCUUGGCUUACGACGUGGAGAACAAUAGCGAUCUUUUUUUCAAAGAGGUUCCAGAUGGGUCAAACACCGUUGUUGUCGGUCAUUUAGGUACUCUGAGGAAUCCGGUCGCUCUGGUAGGAGGCAACUGUUCCAUUCAGGGCUUCGACCACGAGGGACAAGAUGUCUUCUGGACGGUUACCGGUGAUAACGUUAGUGCAAUGACGUUACUGGACUACAACAAAGACGGGCUGAACGAGUUGCUGGUUGGCUCGGAGGACUUCGACAUUCGAGUAUUUCGUGAGGACGUUAUCUUGACUGAACUGACGGAGACGGAAGCCAUUACGGCGUUAUGUCCUUUGGGAGAAGCGAGCUUCGCGUACGCACUGGCCAAUGGUACGAUCGGUGUCUACAAGGCAGGAGAGCGGGCAUGGAGGAUUAAGUCCAAGAAUCAGGCUAUUUGCCUACAUGGUUACGACAUUGACGGUGAUGGAACUCUCGAACUCAUCACAGGAUGGAGUAACGGCAAGGUGGACGCUCGGAACAUCGAUACCGGAGAAGUUGUGCUCAAAGACAGCUUCGGCCAUUGCAUUGCGGGAAUCGUACAAGCGGAUUACUGCCAAGAAGGCAGGGAUGCGCUGGUGGUGUGCUCCGUCAACGGAGAAGUGCGAGGGUACGGACCGACUACCACGGAGCUUAGACAGCAGGCCCUGGACGCAGCAUUUGAGCAGGAGACCAUUCGGGAGCUGAGCCAGAGGAAGCAGGAUCUCUUGCUGGAGAUGAAAAACUACGAAGCCAACGCACGUCUUGGAAGCGCACACCAGAAAGCAGGCAAAAAGACGGCUGAACAAUAUGGCUAUAUUCCGGCAAACACGCAAUUAAGGACAGCCCUUGCAAUCAACCCCGGAUCGUCAAAAGUAAAGCCUCACGUUGAAAUCGCGCUGCAGACGAACAACGACACCAUCAUUCGAGCGGUGAUCGUUUUCGCAGAAGGGAUAUUUCAAGGGGAAAGUCUCGUCUUCCUUCCAAGAGAGGAAGACGUGCACUCGUCUAUCCGUAUCCCUCUGCGUCCUUCACGUGACCUGGCUGUGGACAUUCACCUCAAGGCCUUUGUGGGUUACAAGAAUAGUCACCACUUUCAUGUGUUUGAGGUCUCAAGACAGCUGCCUCGGUUCUCCAUGUAUCUUCCUUCUGAAGAGAUCCCAGUCGAUGCCGUAACUGGUAGAGUCGAACUGAAGCUCAACGAACGACCACAACGGGUAGCCACGUGGUUCAACCAGAACUUUCUUUUACCCGAAGACGUGCAAGUCUACGAUCGUCUUCAACUGAACCUACUAUCCGCCAGGAACUCCAUGCCAUUUAGCUUCACCAUGGAACUCAACGGAGAGGCAGUGAUCACUACUGAUCAGAUGGACCUCGCGGCAGAGGUGAUCCAGUCUCUUGCGUCGUACCUGAACGUGGAGGAUUUGGAAAGCCGCGCGGAUUUCCCCGAAGAAAGCAAUACUCUCGAGAUCCUUAUGGUCAAGGUGGAGGAAUACCAAUCAACGCGAAUGCAACUGUCAGCCAACAUGGCCAACACUGCGUCGGCAAUCAGAAACUUCGUCGUCAGAGCGGAAGACGCCCGUCUAAUGCAAGACUAUGACUCCAUGCGGAAAUGGUACCAGGAACUGCAGUCCUGCAACCGACAACUGAUCAGCGACUACAAAAUUCGCAGCAACAGUCACGAAGAGCUCAUGUCCAGCCUACGUCAGGUGAACCAGAUCAUCCAGCGAGCAGCAAGGCUUCGCGUGGGCAGAGCAAAAUCACGUGUUAUCACUACCUCUCGUGCAGCCGUACAGAACCGCAACGUACAUGCUCUAAUAAAGGCCAUCGCCAUAGGGGAAGAGCGCCCCUCGUGAUGAAGAGCAGGACUUUCUUCACCAAUGACACCGCACAUGAAGCCCAAUGACUGGACGGUGGAAGCUCGGUACAUAAGCGCUGAACCAUUGUGGGUACGCUUAGAACAGUAAUGGGAACAGAAAUGGUUAUGGGAUAUUAGAUUAUGAGAUAUUCAGAGUGUUUUUAUCCGUUACAUACACUUUCUUAAAAAAAAAAAGCUGUGAGGGCAGCACUGAUGCCAUUAUUGCGGGCGGGCUACACGGCAGGGCGGAUGUGAUACGGGAAUGCAUGACGGCAGUUAUAGGGAAGCUGAAGCCAUUAACAGUGCUAGAGGUGGAGGUAGAUGGUGCAAUAAAUAAGCAAGUUUGGCAGCGUUAUUGUUGCAAGGA